Molecule: messenger RNA, 960 nt
Organism: Adineta steineri
Lineage: Eukaryota; Metazoa; Rotifera; Eurotatoria; Adinetida; Adinetidae
Source: the annotation of a GenBank genome assembly
AUGAUAUCUACUCGUCGUAAUAUUCGACAGCGUUGUCAAUUAAAAUAUUCCAAACAUGGUACAUUUUCUUGGGACAAAUGGAUUGAAUAUGAUUGUAUCUUUUCAUCAUUUGUUGACAAUGACGAAAAACAACAUAAUCGACUUGAAUUACAUUCAAGAAAUAAUCUACAGGAACCUAAUGGUAAAGUUAUCGACUUAAAAGGAUUACAUUCAAUAACUUCAAUACAUGGAAAUAUUGUUAAAAAAGAACCCAAAGAUAUAAUUAUACUUAAAAUUGGUGGAAAAAAACAUCGUCUUGGUUUUGAUCAUAUAUAUGACUAUAAUCAAUGGAAAACACUUCUUGAUGGUGUUUAUAAUUCUGGAUGGGAUAUGACAAAUAGUGAUCGUCUAGAUGAAAAUCCAUCUGUAAAUAUGUUGUAUGAAUCAGCUUCUGCAAUGCGAUAUCGUGUUAAAUUUGCUGAUUUAGCAACUCAAGAAGUUUUAUGUUUACCAGGCAGUGAUUGUGAAUUAAUAUUUGAUGCGGAUAAAUUAAUUCUUGAACAACGACAUGAUAAACAAUAUACAUUUCCACGUUCAACAAUUCGUACAAUACGUUUAAUAAAUGAUGAGGAAAUUGAAUUUGAAUUAGGUUCACGUGCACCAGUUCACGGUUUUAUACGUUUUCGUUUUGAAUCACCAGUGGAUACACGCUCAUGUUAUUCACAAUGGAAUGAAGGUGUAGUAAAAAUAGACACAUAUAAUCCAAAACGUCGUUCAACUUUAGAUACUUCUCAAUAUAUCGAACAUCCAAUAAUACCACCACGUGCUCCAUUAGAACAAAAGUAUAGUUAUCAAGCAGCACGACCUUCACCAAGAAGUGUAUCAAACAGAAGUCUAUACUAUGAUAACAAUUCACCAGUUCCAUUAAUGACAACAACCGUAACUCAAAAUGAAUAUUCAGCUUUUCAUACACUUGUUUAA